AUGGCCGCCGCGUCGCAGUAUCUGCCGCGCGCCGCCGCGCUCAUCGCACCCGACAGCGACCGCCUGCACCAGGGCACAACGUACCGCGAGGUGCAGAAGAUGAUGCACCACGAAGUACCUGCCAGGGGCUGCCCCGCCGGCCGGCACGCCGUCGGGCUGGCGCACCACCAGUGGGGGGGGCUGCCCAGCGCCGGCACGGACUGGGGCAGCGGGGGGGCGGCGGGGGCCGCGCCCCCGCCCGCCGAGCACGCCAAGGGCGGCCCGCCAGGCCGCGAAGAGCUGUCCGCCGACCGCCUUCACCCCCGCCCGCAUCUGGUGCCCAGCCGCGGCGGGCGCGCGGCGGGCGGAGUGGGCGCAAGGGCGGCGCGCACCAACCUGCCGCCCAUGUCCCGCCGUCGUGGCAGCCGCUGCUCUAACGUCGCAGCCCACGCGGGCCUCAACGGAUGGCUGGGCGCGGCCGGCUCCCGGCUGCACCACGGGCUGCGCGACCCGCUGGGCGCCGAGGCGGGCGGCACGAACUGGCGGCAAUCGCCGCCGCCGCUGGGUCCGCCCGAGCCGUCGGACGAGGACGCGGAUCCCAGCUCCGACGACCUGGAGCAGUUCGCCAAGCAGUUCAAGCAGCGGCGGAUCAAGCUGGGCUUCACGCAGGCCGACGUGGGGCUGGCGCUGGGCACCCUGUACGGGAACGUCUUCUCGCAGACCACGAUCUGCCGGUUCGAGGCGCUGCAGCUGAGCUUCAAGAACAUGUGCAAGCUGAAGCCGCUGCUCAACAAGUGGCUGGAGGAGACGGACUCCAGCACGGGCAGCCCCACCAACCUGGACAAGAUCGCGGCGCAGGGUCGGAAGCGCAAGAAGCGGACGUCCAUCGAGGUGGGCGUCAAGGGCGCCCUGGAGAACCACUUCCUCAAGUGCCCCAAGCCCUCGGCGCACGAGAUCACCUCCCUGGCGGACUCCCUCCAGCUGGAGAAAGAGGUGGUGCGGGUCUGGUUCUGCAACCGGCGGCAGAAGGAGAAGCGGAUGACGCCGGCCGGGGUCCCGCACCCCCCGAUGGAGGACGUUUACGCACAGGCGGACACGUCGCCGCUACACCACGCGGCUGCGCGGCGCGUGCAGUUGACUGCCCGGGCCCCCCGCGGCCCGACGCGGCUCGGCGGGCGGCGGAGGACGCGCUUAAUUAUUCUCAGACUGCCGGCCGUCCGGUCCGCGCCCCGCGCUCUAUUUAUUUCAUCCCGCCGGAGCCGCCGCGGCCGCCGCAGCAGUAGCCAAAGGCUUGCGCGCCGGCCGGGAGCGGGGCGCCGUCGGGCCGGGCCGGUGGCGUUUGCCUUCGCGGGCCCCACCCCGAGCCCCCCGUGCCCGCCCAGCGGAGCCCCGUUUCCCGAGGCCCCCGGUGUCCCCGGUGCCCCGGUUCGCACCAGCGGCGCUCGGCGGGGUUUGCCCGCCCGGUAA
Molecule: messenger RNA, 1446 nt
Organism: Manacus vitellinus (golden-collared manakin)
Lineage: Eukaryota; Metazoa; Chordata; Aves; Passeriformes; Pipridae
Gene: POU3F1
Product: POU class 3 homeobox 1
Biological process (GO): regulation of transcription by RNA polymerase II
Molecular function (GO): DNA-binding transcription factor activity, RNA polymerase II-specific; RNA polymerase II cis-regulatory region sequence-specific DNA binding
Source: RefSeq, a predicted model, not a curated record